This is a messenger RNA of Monopterus albus (swamp eel), 3500 nucleotides long. It is a transcript of the gene sfmbt2, whose product is annotated as Scm like with four mbt domains 2. Bases 263 to 2914 code for a protein of 883 amino acids. Gene Ontology annotation, biological process: negative regulation of DNA-templated transcription. Lineage: Eukaryota; Metazoa; Chordata; Actinopteri; Synbranchiformes; Synbranchidae. Gene Ontology annotation, molecular function: chromatin binding; histone binding; transcription corepressor activity. The record is from RefSeq and is a predicted model, not a curated record. Gene Ontology annotation, cellular component: nucleus. The transcript is spliced from 21 exons.
AGUUGGCUAGCAAAUAUCUGUAAUGUUUUUGGACAUGCGCAGAGGGGAGAUGCCAUAUUGGAACGGGGGCAGCAGCAGCUGAAAGACGUCGCUCGCGUCGCUUUGCUCGAGCUCACGCGAACGAGGAGGAAAAAAACAGAGGGGUCUCGAGAAGGAGAGGCGACAAAAAACUUGGACAGGGGCAUUGAGGAAAGUGAGAGAUGCAGUGAAGCUGAACUGAAACACCUCAGGUCAAAAAGUAAGACUCACCAGGAAGUGGAGGAUGCAGUCUCACACUCAGGAGCAGCCGCUGGCUCUCACCACGGUCAAGCCAUACAAGUCGACCAAUGGGAAGGAGGAAGAGUUGAACACAGAUGCAGAUUCCAUGGAAGGGGAGGAGGAGGCAGAGUUCAACUGGGAGGAGUACAUGGAGGAGACGGGGGCUAUUGCUGCCCCUCACACCACCUUCAAACAUGUGGAGGUCAGUCUGCAGAGCAGCUUCCAGCCUGGUAUGAAGCUGGAGGUGGCCAAUAAGAGCAGCCCGGACACGUACUGGGUGGCCACCAUUAUCACCACAUGUGGCCAGCUGCUGCUGCUGCGCUUUAGUGGCUACGGUGAGGACCGCAAGGCCGACUUCUGGUGUGAUGUCAUGACAGCCGAACUGCACCCUGUGGGCUGGUGUGCCCAGAACAACAAGACCCUCAUGCCCCCUGAAGCCAUCAAGGAGAAAUACAGCGACUGGACAGAGUUUCUGGUUCAGGACCUGACUGGCUCCAGGACGGCACCGGCCAAUCUGCUGGAGGGGCCUCUGAGAGGUAAGAAUACGGUGGAUCUGAUUGUUGAGGGCUCGGUCUUGGAACUUCAGGACAUCUUGGAUCCUUUCCUGUACUGGCCCGUUCGAGUUGUCCAGAACAUCGGAGGGAGGCUCCGCCUACGUUAUGCUGGUCUCUCUGAGGACCAUCAGGUCCAUGACACCUGGAUGUUCUACCUGGAGGUUAGACUCCGCCCACUGGGCUGGGCCCUGGAGAACGGCCUCGCCUUAGAACCACCCACAGGGCUCAGAUCCCUAAAGAGCGCCCCCGACUGGCAGCGGGCCCUGGAGGACGCUCGGCUGGAUGGACAGAAGAGCCCGCUGCCGCUCGAGGUCUUUAAGGACCACGAAGACCUGCCGAAGCACUCCUUCAAGACGGGGAUGAAGUUGGAGAUGGUUUCUCCAUGGGAGCACCUCCAGAUCUGCCCUGUUUCUGUCACUAAGGUCUACAGUGAGGUCUACUUCCAGGUCACGCUGGAUGAUCUCUCUGCUGAUGCUAAGCCACAGCCUGUGGUGUGUCACUCCAACUCACCAGGUAUCCUGCCCGUGCAGUGGUGUCUGAAGAAUGGAGUGUGCCUGGAGCGGCCGCAGGGCUACGGAGGCCAGGACUUUGACUGGGCCGACUACCUAAAGCAGAGCGGGACUGAAGCAGCUCCUGAUGCCUGCUUUCCUGAUACGUGGCAGAACAGAGGCUUUGCCAAGGACAUGUGGCUGGAGGCGGUGAACCCUCGCCAGCCAGCGGAGGUGUGCGUGGCUCAGGUCACGCAGGUCAGAGGACGCCUGCUGUGGAUCCGACUGGAAGGUGUGGCGAAGCCCCUGUCAGAGUGCAUUGUGGAUGUUGAGUCUAUGGACAUUUUCCCUGUUGGCUGGUGCGAAGCCAACGCUUACCUUCUGACCUCUCCAGUCAAACCCAUCUGCCAGAAGCAGAAGAAGAUAGCAGUGGUUCAGCCAGAGAAAAAGUGGGCUCCAUCCCAGCCGGUGGAGACGACUCCUGUCAACCACUGCCAGCUCGUCACCAUGGAUCCAGGCUCAGCCAAUGGCAGAUACUGCUGCUCCAAGAUUUUUGUCAACCAUCGCUGUUUCUCAGGACCCUACCUCAACAAGGGACGUAUUGCUGAGCUGCCGCAGGCUGUCGGGCCAGGAAAGUGCGCGCUGGUCCUCAAAGAGUUGCUGAGCAUGCUGAUCAAUGCCGCCUACAAGCCCGGGCGGGUCCUAAAAGAGCUGCAGGAGCUGGAGGAUCUGAGCUGGGACUGCCAAGAGGAGACCCUCAAAGCCAAAUAUAAAGGGAAAACCUAUCGCUCCACCAUCCGGAUAGUCCGCCUGGCAGACCAGAUCCCAGACUUCUGCCGUAAGGUGUGCGUGAAGCUGCAGUGCUGCCCGAACCUGUUCAGUCCUGUCCUUGUCAUCAACCAGUGCCCGGAGAACUGCUCCGUUCAGACCAAAACCAAAUACACCUGUUACUAUGGGAAGAAGAGGAAGCUGUCCAAGCCGACUGGGGGAGAGGAGACAGCGGAGGGAGAGCUGGUCAAGCCGGCACGGCGCAGGAAGAAGAGGAAAUCGAUCUUUGUGCAGAAGAAGAGGCGCUCGUCUGCCGUGGACUACACUCCUGCUGGCUCACCGCAGGACAGUGAUGACGGCAUGGAGGACGAGGAGAUGGCGUUGCAGUCGGGCAGUGAGGGCACCAGCUCAGAGCCACGCGAGGACCACACCGACGCCUCCUCAAGGCUGAGGAGGGCCGUCAGCGUGGGAAACAUCCUGCGCAGCCAGGAGGCCCCUGAGGGCCACAGGAGGUCGACUCGCUCACUGUCAGCCUACAGCCAGAACAACAAGUAUCAGCCGCCCAAGGGCCAGGACAUGCAGGUUGAGGAGGAGGAUGGUCAGCUGGUUUUGGACAAGAACCCUCUGGAGUGGACUGUAGACGAAGUUGUUCAGUUUAUCAACUCUACUGACUGCGCGUCUCUGGCCAAUAUCUUCCAGGAGCAGGACAUCGAUGGCCAGGCCCUGCUGCUGCUGACUCUGCCCACAGUCCAGGAAUGUAUGGACCUGAAGCUCGGUCCCGCCAUCAAACUGUGUCACCAGAUCGAGCGCGUCAAGGUCGCCUUUUACAGACAGUACGCCAACUGACCGAGAAGCAGCAACUGCAAGUUCCCCACUGAUCGCCCACACAGUCUAGAGGAAUGACUGGGAAAGGCCGGAUUAGCCGCCAGCUGGUGGAAAACGCCGAUGUGGAGUUUUUGUGGAUUUCCGAUGUGCAAGAAGAAGGAUUAUUUAUCAGAGCAGCUGCGUUGGACAGGCACAAACUAAUGUCAACAAUUCUGGCGGAUGUUUGCCUACAAGAAGGAUUAAUUUGUGGCUACUGUGGGUGUGAAAACGCGAUGCUACACAAACAUCAAUGAAAACACACUGGAAUUGGCUCCAUGUGCUUUACUGAUCUGUGAAGAAGUUCUUUUGAAAAGCUGAGGACAUUUGUUUAUUUCCCCUUACUGUACUUCUUGUUUCCAUUUUAUUUGUGAUAAAGGAAAGUAAUAAGUACUGACCAUGAGGAGUUUUAUCCCUUUUUGUGUGACAUAAUUGGUUCUGAAAAAAUAUAUUCACAAAGUAUUUAACAAACCACGAAGUAAUAUAUUUGGAAUAUUUAUUGUGCCCUUAUUUAAUAAGGAGUAAUCCAUCUAUUUGGAUGAAGUUUUAUGAUCAUGUCGACUCCACUGAA